Cyprinus carpio (common carp) is the source of this 3545-nucleotide messenger RNA. It is a transcript of the gene grk1a, whose product is annotated as G protein-coupled receptor kinase 1 a. Gene Ontology annotation, biological process: regulation of opsin-mediated signaling pathway; signal transduction; visual perception. Gene Ontology annotation, cellular component: cytoplasm. The record is from RefSeq and is a predicted model, not a curated record. Lineage: Eukaryota; Metazoa; Chordata; Actinopteri; Cypriniformes; Cyprinidae. Gene Ontology annotation, molecular function: ATP binding; rhodopsin kinase activity.
UCUGUCUGUGUGUGUUACAAGGCUUAUCGUUCACUUUGCCAUCAGACUCAAGACGUGCUGCUGGAUCGAUCAGUCACUGUCCAUUCCUGUGCAUCUGGACCCCCAGGGUCUCAUGAUCUAAUCCCACACAUCUCCAGUGAGGACCGUGGCCUCUCUAGUCUCGUCCAGUCACACGGCGCUGAGCUUCAAUGCUCUCGCUGUGACCCUUCAGCUGCCAGUCUUGUCUUGUUCUCCCUCCGUCAGUCCACGUUCAGCUUCUUCACCUUGCCAUGGACAUCGGUGGCCUGACUACGGUGGUGGCCAACUCGGCAUACAUCUCGGCCCGUGGCAGUUUCGAUGGCACGGCCAACCCAGCGGCCAACCGAGACAAGAAGUACCACGCCAAACUCAAGCUGCCCCACAUCACAGUGUGUGAAGAUCUGAGGGAAACCCUGGAUCUGCAGUUUAAGAGCAUUUGUGUGGAGCAGCCCAUCGGCAAACGGCUGUUUCAAGAGUACCUGGAAAUCACCAAUGAGUACAAGGGACCAUGUCGCCUCUGGAAGGACAUUGAGGCAUACGACACAGCCGAGGAUAAAGAUCGAGCUCAGAAAGCCGCCAAAAUACUCCAGCGUUACAUGGAGCCUUCUGCCAAGCUCUUCUGCCCAUUUUUACCCGAGAAUGACAUCACCAAGGUGAAAGAACGGCACGAGGCAGCAACGGAUGACCUGUUUGUGGAGAUCCUGGCCUGUGUGUUUGACUUCCUCAAAGAGGUUCCCUUCACGUUCUAUCUAGAGUCCAUGUACUUUAAACGCUUCUUGCAGUGGAAGUGGCUGGAGAUGCAGCCGGUCGCCGAGGACUGGUUCUUGGACUUCCGUGUUCUGGGUAAGGGUGGAUUCGGAGAGGUGUCCGCCUGUCAGAUGAGGGCCACAGGGAAGCUGUACGCCUGCAAGAAGCUCAACAAGAAGAGGCUGAGGAAGAGGAAAGGCUAUGAGGGUGCCAUGGUGGAGAAACGGAUCCUGGCUCGAGUUCACAGUAGAUUCAUUGUGUCACUGGCUUACGCCUUCCAGACCAAAACAGAACUGUGUCUGGUUAUGACCAUCAUGAAUGGAGGAGACCUCAGGUACCACAUCUAUAAUGUGGAUGAGAAUAACCCAGGGUUCUCUGAAGCCAGAGCAUGUUACUAUGCUGCUCAGAUCAUUCAAGGCCUAGAGCAUCUACACCAGAAGAGAAUCAUCUACAGAGACCUAAAACCAGAAAAUGUUCUGCUAGAUAAUGAAGGUAACGUCCGUAUCUCUGAUCUUGGCUUGGCUGUGGAGCUUGCAGAUGACCAGCUGAAAACCAAAGGCUACGCUGGAACUCCAGGGUUCAUGGCCCCAGAGCUGCUGAAGGGUGAAGAAUAUGAUUACUCAGUAGAUUACUUCACUCUCGGGGUCACGCUGUACGAGUUCAUUGCGGCCAAAGGACCCUUCAGGACUCGAGGAGAGAAGGUGGAGAAUAAAGAGGUUAAGAAGCGAAUCCUGAACGACCCGGUGACGUACCCAGAAAACUUCAGUGAGAAUGCCAAGUCCAUCUGUGAGGGUCUUCUGGCUAAAGAGGUGGACAAGAGACUGGGCUUCAAGAACGGCACGUGUGAUGAGCUACGCGCACAUCCGUUCUUCAGCGAAAUCAACUGGAGGAAACUGGACGCAGGGAUUCUGCCGCCUCCUUUCGUACCGGAUUCCAAGACAGUCUAUGCCAAGAAUCUGGAUGACGUGGGCGCUUUCUCCACUGUGAAGGGGGUCUGCCUGGAGGACGACGACAAGAAGUUCUUUGAUGAGUUUGCAUCAGGAAACAUCUCCAUACCCUGGCAGGAGGAGAUGCUCGAGACGGGCAUCUACGGUGAGCUGAACGUGUGGGGUCCAAACGGCACUGUGCCCAACGACCUGCGCCGAGAGUCCAUCCUGGAGCAGCCACCCAAAUCCUCCACCUGUAGCGUUUCAUAAUCACACCAACACUGAACUGUCAAAUAACAACAUAGAUUUGCUUCCGCUGUUUUAAACAGGUUGACAUUUAUUCUAAGAGCGCAAGGUGAAGUUUGAGUAUUCGUGUUAGUGAUUAUUGAUCUUAUUGGCAUUAUUGAACUGUAAACUGAGUUCAUACACUCUGCCAGUUUACAUGCACCAUUCUGUUCAAGCAUGAUUAGCAUUUAGGCUUUUAAAGGGAACGGAAUGAGAAAGAAUAUCUAAGAAUGAGGAAAGAAUAAAGAGCGAAAUGCUUUGCAGUCAUUAUUUUGAUAUCCAUAAAGCUCAGUAAGUAAUAACAUCUGUAAGUAAAAUGAACCCUUGGGUUGUGUUCCGGUUGUUUUCCCCAAAAUGUUAUCACAUUGUAUUAAAACUAUGACAACUUCCUAAAAAUAAUUUUUGCAAUUUUUUAGGAUUUCCCCCCCACCUUGUUACGCUCGUAAAAAUGGCCAGCCUACAAAAAUUGCUUGUAAAUCCAAAUACCAAAUGGACUGUCUGCUUGUUUUCUUUCAUUUAGCACAAGUUUUGAAUUUCUUUUGAAGUUCUGAUCAUAGGCCUUACUGAUCUGAGCUCAUUCAUCUUAGUUUUGUAGUUUAUAUUGCCAAAAUUAUCCAUCAAUUAUGCUUUAUUUCACUCAAAAAUUAAAUAUUGUUCAAAUUAUCCACAAAUAAUGUUGUUGUUUUUUUUCAGUCAUAAACUGCAGGUGCAUAAGCUCAGAUCAAUGAGGCCUACGAUCAAUCAGUUCCAGAAACACAAAACCUGUCCUUAUUGAAAGAGAACAAGUUGACAAAAAGGACCGAAUCCAAUAAUUGGUGAUAAUGUAACAUAAUGAGAGAUUUACAAGCAAAAGGCUGCACAUUUUUGACAGGAACACAAAUAUAGGUAUAGAAUUUUCAGCAGCACAAGGGUGAAAUAAAUAUUAGAUACUAUUUUCUAUGAGUAGUAAUCACAUUGUUCUCUGAUCUGAAUGUCAAAUUGGACAAAUAACUGUAUAUUUGUGUUUAUAACCAAUUACAUGUAUAAACUCAAGUUCAGGAUUACAAAUGUUUUGAAUAUAGACUUUAGUUUCAACAAUUGCAUACUGUCUGAAUGAAUAAUUCAGUGCAUUUCUCAUUUUUAUUUAAUUUAUUUUGAACCCUUUUUAUCCUGAAUUCAAUGUUUUUGUCUUUGACUUGUCUUAGUGAUUGAUUUUAAUUGCUUUAUUUAAUGCCUUUGUUGAUUGUGAUAACCCACCGGUGUUUUAUGAGCCUGUCUGAGGUCGUUCACAGUGCGAGUGAAUGUUGUCUGAGGUCGAGUGAUCGGUUAAUGGGUCAGAGAAUAGUCAGGUGCUCUUGACUAGUCAUGCCGUUGUUGCCAUAAACACAAAGACGCUUCUGUGCAUUAAUCGCUUUUUAAGUGCUGUAGCAAAGAUACAGGUAGCUCUACUUUUUGGAAACAAUUUCUAUUCAUGUAAAAAGCUGUAAAUGUCUUUAGGUUGCAUUGAUUAUUGAAGUCCAAAUCAUCCUUUUUAAUAAUGUGAUAGUUGUCAUAAUUAUGAUUUCAAAUAAAUGUUUUGCCAUAAAUACA